Messenger RNA from Osmia bicornis bicornis, 919 nucleotides. RefSeq names its product NEDD8-conjugating enzyme Ubc12 (gene UbcE2M). The coding region runs from base 182 to 727 and encodes 181 amino acids. The record is from RefSeq and is a predicted model, not a curated record. The transcript is spliced from 4 exons. Lineage: Eukaryota; Metazoa; Arthropoda; Insecta; Hymenoptera; Megachilidae.
UUUUAAUACCGUGACAGUAACAGAAACGAAUUUUCUUCCGUCCACGUGAAAUCAGUCGUAAAUUUAUAGUAAUUGUUUCCAUUGUCAAAAAGAGUUUUGUUGCGUGCAUUAUAGUUUGUGCGCGUGGCCGAUCGAGGAAGAAGACUUUUAUGCCUUCCACGCCGGGCACCGCCACUUUAUCAUGAUCAAAUUAUUCUCGUUAAAACAAGCGAAAAAGGAUGGCGAAUCGCCGAAAGCUGGUACUCAAAAGAAGGCAUCUGCAGCACAACUAAGAAUCACAAAAGAUAUAAAUGAGCUCAACCUGCCAAAAACAUGUGGAACAGAGUUUCCUGAUCCAGACGAUCUUCUCAGUUUUAAACUAAUUAUUUGCCCAGACGAGGGAUUUUAUAGAGGUGGAAGGUUUGUUUUCAGCUUUAAAGUUGGACCAAAUUAUCCGCAUGAACCACCUAAAGUAAAAUGUGAAACACAAGUUUAUCACCCUAAUAUUGACUUGGAUGGCAAUGUAUGUCUGAAUAUUUUAAGAGAAGAUUGGAAACCAGUUCUCACAAUUAAUUCUAUUGUCUAUGGACUACAGUAUCUGUUUUUGGAACCAAACCCAGAAGAUCCAUUGAAUAAAGAUGCAGCAGAGGUUUUGCAGAAUAACAGGAGAGUAUUUGAGCAAAAUGUAGCAAAAGCAAUGAGAGGUGGCUAUGUUGGAUCGUCUUAUUUUGAACGGUGUCUUAAGUGAUAGCGCUCGGUUUCUUUGAGGACACAUUGAGGAAAGAGGUUAAGAAAAAAACUGUUUUAUGCUUUGAACAUGUUCUUCACUUCUACCUCUUUCAUUUAUUAGCGAGCAUCAUUGUGUCUCUUCGAGUGCUUUGUACCUUUGAUCAAUAUACACCAUCGGUAAAAAUGCCAUCGAUGCGCUGUUAUCUUGGAA